Molecule: messenger RNA, 1851 nt
Organism: Momordica charantia (bitter melon)
Lineage: Eukaryota; Viridiplantae; Streptophyta; Magnoliopsida; Cucurbitales; Cucurbitaceae
Gene: MAB1
Product: Transketolase family protein
Biological process (GO): pyruvate decarboxylation to acetyl-CoA
Cellular component (GO): pyruvate dehydrogenase complex
Molecular function (GO): pyruvate dehydrogenase (acetyl-transferring) activity
Source: RefSeq, a predicted model, not a curated record
UAAUUUUAGGAGAGUUUGGUAAGGUGGUGGUGGCCUGCCGUCUUCAAGUUCGAAGCCCUCCAUUUCCCCAAGUCUCCCGUCUGAUCGGAUCCAACCCUUGCACUGAUCUAAACUCCGGCCAGAGCUAUCUCUCGCGCGAGAAAAAUGUGGGGAAUCAUUCGGCAAAAAGUCGGCGCUGGAGGCUCCUCCAUUCUGAUUUCCGGGCAGUCUUUGCAGCGACUCCGCCCUGCUGCAUCAGCAUCGAGAUACUAUUCUUCUGCUGCAAAAGAGAUGACAGUGAGAGAUGCUCUAAACUCCGCACUUGAUGAAGAAAUGUCCGCUGACCCUAAAGUAUUUUUGAUGGGUGAAGAGGUUGGAGAAUAUCAGGGUGCAUAUAAGAUAACCAAAGGGCUUUUGGACAAAUAUGGUCCAGAGAGGGUUCUUGAUACCCCAAUCACAGAGGCUGGGUUUACUGGUAUCGGUGUUGGCGCUGCUUAUCAUGGUCUGAAGCCUGUUGUGGAGUUUAUGACAUUUAAUUUCUCUAUGCAGGCAAUUGAUCAUAUCAUUAAUUCUGCGGCAAAAACAAACUAUAUGUCAGCUGGCCAAAUUUCUGUGCCAAUUGUCUUUAGAGGGCCUAAUGGUGCGGCUGCUGGAGUUGGUGCCCAGCACUCUCAGUGUUAUGCAGCAUGGUAUGGCUCCUGUCCCGGCUUGAAAGUUUUGGCCCCAUAUUCAUCUGAAGAUGCUCGUGGACUUCUAAAAGCUGCCAUAAGGGAUCCAGAUCCUGUGGUGUUUCUUGAAAAUGAGUUAUUAUAUGGUGAAUCAUUCCCUGUUUCGGCCGAGGUCCUUGAUUCUAGUUUCACCGCUCCCAUAGGAAAAGCUAAGAUUGAGAGAGAAGGGAAGGAUGUGACUAUUACUGCUUUUUCAAAGAUGGUGGGCUACGCACUUAAGGCAGCUGAAAUACUUUCCAAAGAAGGAAUUAGUGCUGAGGUUAUAAACCUCCGCUCUAUUCGCCCACUAGACAGAGCAACAAUUAAUGCUUCAGUGAGGAAGACAAGCAGAUUAGUUACAGUUGAAGAAGGGUUCCCUCAGCAUGGUGUUGGAGCUGAGAUCUGCACAUCUGUCGUCGAGGAAAGUUUUGGCUAUCUUGAUGCACCAGUGGAGAGGAUUGCAGGGGCUGACAUUCCCAUGCCUUAUGCAGCCAAUCUCGAACGGAUGGCUGUUCCUCAGGUGGAGGACAUUGUUCGAGCAGCAAAAAGAGCAUGCUACAGAGCCGUACCAUUGGCCGCAACUGGUUGAUUUUGCCCUUCCAAUCUGGAAUUUUUUUUCCAUCUUAGGGUAAGAUUCAAUGACUUCAUUGUCCCUUUCAGUUUCUGUUCCCAUUCCCUCAUCCAAGAAGAAAUUUCAGUCUUCCCUUGUACAAUAAAAACCUUUUGAUUUUAGCCGAGACAUUUUACAACCAUUCCUUCAACGGGCAUGUCCAAUCAAACUUGGAGAUAUUUUUAUGAGCAAAAAAGAAAAUCCAUUUCUUGCCAAAAUUAAUCACAGAACAUUUGACAGUGGUAAAAUAAUAAGUGGCUUAGCAGAUGCAGGAGACUGUAGUGUACAUUGUUUCUGUGAUGGCGUCUGGUCUGUGAGUUGUUAAAAUAACUUGGGAGAACAUUGUCGAAGAUGGGAAUUUCAUUUUUUGUCAACUCUAUUCCAUAGUCAGAUAGAUUAUUCCUCUUCUGCUCUGCCCAAAUUCAAACCUUUUGUUUGUCAUGUAAGUUUCAAUCUUCCCUUGUUCUUCGUUUUCCAUUAUGUCAACACCAAAUCAGACCUACUGCCUUCGAAUAUAAAUAUAUAUAUGUAUGUAUAUACUAUUAAAUUUCUUUA